Messenger RNA from Mus caroli (Ryukyu mouse), 2413 nucleotides. RefSeq names its product endonuclease, poly(U) specific (gene Endou). The record is from RefSeq and is a predicted model, not a curated record. Gene Ontology annotation, biological process: immune response. NCBI's taxonomy places the organism in Eukaryota, Metazoa, Chordata, Mammalia, Rodentia, Muridae. Gene Ontology annotation, molecular function: RNA endonuclease activity; polysaccharide binding; scavenger receptor activity.
GAUCCAGCCACACCAGAUCCACAAGUCCUGGUGUCUUUAAAAGGAUCGGCCUGAGGGAUACGGCUCAUCUGGGCACUGUGACGUUCAUCUUGAUUGUGGUGGGAAGUCCAACGGCCGUUCUGCUGCAGGUGGCAUCAUGAAGGCCCGCGUUCCUUUUAUAGUGGCUAUGCUCUGUGGUCUAGCCUGGGCUGGAAACCUGGAGUCGUGCGCAUCUCGCUGUCAUGAGAAAUUUAACCGGGAUGCUGUCUGCCAGUGUGAUCGUCGGUGUCCCCAGCAUGAUGACUGCUGUGAUGACUAUGAACAUCUGUGCACUGCUGAAGAAGGAGCCCCAGAGCCAAAGGCAUUCCUGGAUCCAGAGGACGAGAUCCCAACCAGCCACCUCUACUCUGCACCGAGCUCCUGCCAGGGCCGCUGCCGGGAAGCCUACGACAAGCACCACCCUUGCCACUGUAAUGACCGCUGCCCAGAGUUUGGAAACUGCUGUGAGGAUUUUGACAGCCUGUGUGGUGGUGAUCAUGAGGGUUUCUCCCACAGCAGCGAUGCCGUCACUAAGGAGGAGCUUGAGAGCAUCUCCGAGACCAUCUACAGGGUAGAUACCAACAAAGCCCAGAAGGAAGACAUUGUGCUCAACAGUCAGAACCGGAUCUCCCCAUCAGAGACAGGGAACCAAGUGGAUCAAUGCCCAGAGCCGCUCUUCACUUACGUCAACGAGAAGCUGUUCUCCAAGCCUACCUAUGCAGCCUUUAUCAACUUACUCAACAAUUACCAGCGGGCCACAGGCCACGGGGAGCAUUUCAGUGCCCAGCAGCUGGAGGAACAGGGUGUCUUCCUCAGGGAGGUCAUGAAGACAGCUGUCAUGAAGGAGCUCUAUAGCUUUCUCCAUCACCAAAACCGUUACAGCUCAGAACAAGAAUUCGUGGACGAUUUGAAGAACAUGUGGUUUGGGCUGUACUCGAGAGGCAAUGAUGAAGGGGACUCGAGUGGCUUUGAACAUGUCUUCUCUGGCGAGGUGAAGAAAGGCAAGGUCACUGGCUUUCAUAACUGGAUCCGCUUCUACCUGCAGGAGAAGGAGGGUCUGCUCGACUACUACAGUCACAACUACGACGGGCCUUGGGACUCCUACCCCGAUGUCCUGGCCAUGCAGUUCAAUUGGGAUGGCUACUACAAAGAAGUGGGUUCCGUCUUCAUUGGCAGCAGCCCUGAGUUUGAGUUUGCCCUUUACUCUCUGUGCUUCAUCACCAGGCCAGGCAAAAAGUGCCAUCUGAGCCUGGGUGGCUAUCCUUUGUCCAUCCAGACCUACACCUGGGAUAAGACCACCUACGGAAAUGGCAAGAAGUACAUUGCCACAGCCUACGUGGUGUCUUCUUCCCAAUAGAGCCUGCAGCCAGCUGGGGUCUGUGGGCAGAGGGCCAAGCAGGGUCCUGGUGCUAUUUGCUCGUUACUGGGGAGGGGAGGGAGGAGUCUGGGAGGAAUCCCAGAGCUCAGUUUUGUAAAAGGAAUCUCGAAUCUAGAAAUGCCCACUUGUGAGAGAAAAAAAAAAAAAAAGAAAAAGAAAAAGAAAAAGAUAUAAUUAGAAAAAUGCAGAGAAUCAGCCAAACCUUUGUCUCUCUGUAUUUUGGCAACAUGAACUGCGAAACAGAGCUCUCUCUGCCUAGAGAAAGGAGCGGCCCUCAAGAUCUCUUUGCUGUGUAGUGGAGCCAUGAGCAAGUCCUUGGCCCCACACUUCCCUCUAAUGUGAAGGGGAGGGGUCUGCCCCUUUCCCUCCUUGGGGCUGGGGGUUGGGGGGAGGCUGAAGGUAUUAUGACUGCGAAGGUGUCUUCAGUUGUUUUUAGGGAGAACAGGUAGUAGAAAUUCAGGAUUACCAGUGGCCACCAGUGCACACACUCUGCAGCUGUGACUCAGCCUUGUGUAGGGUCCCAAAGAAGCAAGCCUUAGAACCAAGCAGGUGAAUCUUAGAGAGUCAGCCAAGGACAGUGCAGAGUCACGGGUUGGGAGGUAUGUGGGCUAGGGUAUGUGGUUUCCUCAGUCCUAAACGUCUGUGUGGCCAACUCAGCAUCUGCUUCCAGAAGUUUCCCACUUGGAGAUGUUCAGUGCAGUUACAGACAUGCAUUUGAUUCCAUAGUUUUGUUUCAUUUCAAAAGAAUUCCCCUCACAGGAGGAUGGCUGAGCAUCAAAGGAGGACAACCAUCUAUAACUUGGUGUCAUUGACAACUAUAUUAAUGUUUAUCCAGCUGCCAUAGUUUGAAACAUUCUGGGCUGGGAGAAGAGGGACCCCGGGGUUUCUAAUUUCAACCCCAAAUGACAUGUUUAUUUGCGCCUGAUGCUCAGGAGCCAGAUGCGGACCCCGCAGAGCCAGGCUUGUACCACAGCUCAGAGGCGUCAAGUUUCCAAUUAAAGCCACUGGAGAAAACCU